CUCGGCUUUUAUGACGAACUGACUCGCAGUGACGACGGACAAACAGCCUAUCCCAUACCGAGGAUCUUCUUCCCUCCUCUCAACGUACAUUCUCUUCUAUCUCCCAGCUCCCAAUUCUGCCCAUCGAGCCACGCCUUACGUCCUGAGACAUGGCCGACUACUUGAUGACCUCUCCUUCCGAGCCGGAAUCCACCAGAUUUCCGGCUGAUAUCUCCGGGUCGAAGCCCAGCUCGCCCCGAAUCAUUUCGGGGUCAUUCCGACCCACUAUGCUAUCACUAUCCUUUAGUUCUUCCGGCAGUAAGGCUGUAAGGGCCUACGAGAUUGAAAGGCAGCGCGUCAAGAAGGCUAGGGAGUUCGAGCUUGCCAAGGAGCACAAGGAGAAAGCUAUAGGGGAGAAGAUGGCACAGGACACAGGCUUCAAGGGAAGGAGAAACGUGAAGGAUAUUCGGAGUGGAAGCGAGGACGUUAUCGAUCCUAUGCGGAAGUUGAAAGCGGAUGUGCUUCAGGUUGGCCGCAGCACUGGCGACGAGGAGCGCGCGGGUAAGUCAGGACGGAAAGAAGUGACUCUGGGCGAACUUACCGUCUUCAAACCGGGACGGAAUCGGGGACACGGCCGGGGGCGCAAAGCAAAGGAUUCAAACUUCGAAGUUGUGCCUCAUGUGCGCGCCGUCAUCGCGCUUGACGAUGAACCGGACCUUUUCGAACUCGACGAACCAUGGGAAUAUGUUAAUCCCGAUGAGGACGAGAAUCAUGGUCCGUCUUAUGCGGCCGUGGUCGCCGGUGCCUAAUUCUUGCGUACUAGAUGCCCUUAGUGCAUCUACAAGUGCUUGGAUUUCUAUAACAUAAUCUACGGUGCUGUGGCGGUCACCCUCAAUUAGUACCAGCUCGUAUGUAGCCCUUGAUCAGAAUACUAAU
Messenger RNA from Punctularia strigosozonata HHB-11173 SS5, 915 nucleotides. RefSeq lists its product as uncharacterized. Lineage: Eukaryota; Fungi; Basidiomycota; Agaricomycetes; Corticiales; Punctulariaceae. The transcript is spliced from 3 exons. The record is from RefSeq and is a predicted model, not a curated record. The coding region runs from base 150 to 788 and encodes 212 amino acids.